Molecule: messenger RNA, 1422 nt
Organism: Blepharisma stoltei
Lineage: Eukaryota; Ciliophora; Heterotrichea; Heterotrichida; Blepharismidae
Source: the annotation of a GenBank genome assembly
AUGGCAGAUUCUCCUUUAAUAACAAGAGAGCUCAGAGAAUACAUUUCUAGGUUCAAAGUUGAAGAAAUAAUAUCUCAAGGUGUUAAUGAAGUCGCUAGAAAUCUGCCAACUAAUCCUUAUACGUUUUUAGCUGGAUUUUUUGCAGAGCUUUCAGAAGAUCCUCCUCUUAUAACUGACAUAAGAGCUAGGGAGUUAUUAUUGGAAACUAGGCCUACUAUAGAAGUGUCUAUUGAGUGUGAAAGCAAAGGACAACGGUAUUGGGCACCUGCCUUUGCGUUUUCGCCUGGGAUUGAUGAAGCUUCUUAUUUAUUAGACGGAGACAGAUGGGAUGGCAAAGGGAUGCUCACAGCAGCUAGGUCUGCAGAAUCCUUAAGAGAUAUCCUUAGAGAACAAGACGUCACAAAUCAAAGAAAAAUUGACAGUUUAAUUGCAAAAGAACAAGGACUCGGCACCAAUAUCAGCGUCAGCUUAAGUUUUGCCUGUGCAGUUGCUGCAGCCUAUUUUAAAAAAGUUCCUUUAUACCAGCAUAUUUUUGACAAAAUGACAAGGAGGGAAUGAGAAGGCUCCCCAUUGCCAAAAUUAAUGAUCCCUUUGCUUUAUACAGGCAAAAGCGUCAACUCCAAGGUAAAAUUUUCACGAUUUUUCUUAUAUGAGACUAGAAAUGAAAGCAGGGCUCCUCAGCAGCAAUAUGAAGCCUGCAAAAAAUUAUAUGACACAAUGAGAAGGCUUUUGGUAGCUGGCAAAGGUGGAGAGGCAGGGCUAAAACAGUUCCAAUGUGGAUUUAUCCCAAAUAAUGACCUGAUCAAUGACUGCUUAAAGCUAUGUGAAGACUGUGUAAAUCAGUCAGGCUUUGUGAUGGGCGAAGACUAUUUGAUAGGAAUUGACUGUAAUGCUGAUGAUUAUUAUAAUAGAGACACCAAUAAAUACGAAAUGGAAGGACAAAAAAAUCCACCAGACGUGAACCAAUUGACUGAAUUUUAUUUGAAAAUGCUGAAUGAUAAGCCAAAUAUAGGGUUUCUGCAAGACCCGUUUUAUAGUGAAGAUAUCAAUGCGUAUAAGAAUUUGCAGGGAAGGCUGGUUAAUAAUAAAAGAAUUUCUGCUUUUAGGGCGUGCAAAACUCAUUUAAAGGUAAAAGAACUGAUGGAUCCUGAGCAAGGCGAAGAAAGUAAGGCAGCAGCAUUUGCCCCGCAUUUGUUGGCAAUUAAUUAUACUAAUUUGGUCACCGAUAUUGUGGAUUCUGCUAAGAUUGCGGCAAAGAAAGGGACGUCGGUAAUUAUUACUGAAAAUCCUGUAGAGUCGCUGGAUACUGCGUUGGUGGAUUUAGCGCUAGGUUUAAAGGCUGAGUUUUUGCAGCUGAGUGCGCCGAUAAGGAGUGGGCUUUUAGCGAAAUAUAACCGAAUAUUAGAAAUCAGAAAUCACUAG